Molecule: messenger RNA, 1146 nt
Organism: Entamoeba dispar SAW760
Lineage: Eukaryota; Evosea; Mastigamoebida; Endamoebidae
Exons: 1
Coding region: 1-1146 (381 amino acids)
Source: RefSeq, a predicted model, not a curated record
AUGGCAUUUACAGUUAAUGAAAUAGAACAAAUUAAUCAACAAAUUCAAAAUACAGAAAACAAGAUCAAAGAGCCACCAGAAGUUACUAACUUAUUAGAAAAUACACAAGAAUGUAUUAACCAAAGACAACAAAAUAAUUUUUGUUUUGAAGAAAAAGAAGAAAUAAGUAAAGAACCGAUAUUAGAAAAGGAAGAGUGUAAUGAAGAAAAUGAAACAAAGGAAGGAAGCGGUUUAAUAUUUACAGAGUGGAAUAAUAAACCAAGUUAUACAGAAGUUAAACCAAUUAUUUGUGCACCAGUUAUUCAAGACAAAGCUAGUGCAAAAGAAGAUAUAGAGAAAAAAGAAGAAAAAACAAAAAGAAAGAAGAACCCAAAUACUAAAUUAAAAAAUGAAUGGAAAAAAUUAAAGAAAAGUUUAGGUUCUCAUCAAAAAAAGAUUCUUGAUGCUUACAUUGACUACAAAGUCGAAAAAAAAGUUAAUAAAAUUAUACAACAAAUUCAAAAAGAAGAAACACUUAAUCAAUAUGAAGUACCUAAAAAAAAAUUCGAAGUUCAUGAAAAAAAAAUAAAACAUUUUAUUAAACAUCAACAAAAAGAUAUGAAGGAUUUUAUCCAAAAACAAAUUUCAUAUCAAAACUUGAUGUAUCAAUAUCCUUAUUUUUAUUUCCCUUAUGUGUAUUAUCCUCAGCCUUAUAAUGUAAAUGGAAUUCCUCCUUAUUUCUUCAACCAAUUUAAUUCAAUUGAACAACCAUCAUCAUCUUAUAACCAUCAAUAUUGUUGUGACAAAACAUGCCCUUGUUUAAAUCAAGAAAACCAACCACAUACACCAACACACCCACUUUCAUCAACCCCUAUUCAUAGUGAAGUUGAGCAAACAGUUCAUCCACCAACUAUCCCUUCUUCUCAAACUACUAACCAUAGCAGAAAAUUGGAGAGUCAAACAAAAUUAGAAAAUGAAAGCUUAACCCAACAAUCCCCCAAUCCUCCUUUUAAACCAUCACAAAACCAACAACCUGAUUUAGUUUAUCCUUUCCAUCAACCAGUUACUUACCAACAACCCUUUACCACUCUUAUUCAGCCUCAACACCAACAGCCUAAACAAAUAAACCUAGAUCCGUCUUACUAUCAAUAUUCAAUAAAAUACUGA